Molecule: messenger RNA, 1287 nt
Organism: Fulvia fulva
Lineage: Eukaryota; Fungi; Ascomycota; Dothideomycetes; Mycosphaerellales; Mycosphaerellaceae
Exons: 2
Coding region: 1-1287 (428 amino acids)
Source: RefSeq, a predicted model, not a curated record
AUGGCGGACGUAGCACCGCAAGGCCACCCACGACCGAUCGUGCCACCGAAUCUGCCUCCACCGAGUAUCGCGAUGCCGGGAGCGACGACCACGCCACUCCAGAAUGCACGCAUACACGGACUGACGUUGGACACCUUCUCGCCAGUGACACAGUCGGGCAGCUACGACUUCGACAGGAUCAUCAAACAGGGACAAGUCCUCAAGCGGACGCGAAAGACCAAGUCAUGGAAGCCGAUCUGGAUCGUGCUAAGGCCCACCCUGCUGUCGAUAUACAGGGACAAGCAGGAGUCGAGGCUGCGGCAUCAGAUCAACUUGUCUGACCUCACAGCUGUUGCACGGCAGAAGGAUCCGAAGCGCAAGGACAAGCACGUGUUUGCAUUGUUCUCGCCCUCUCGCAACUUCCACCUGGAGGCAUCUUCCGACAAGGAUGCUCAAGAAUGGGUCGAGCUCGUACGUCGAGAGGCACGCAUGGACGAACAGGAAGAGGAGAUGCAUUUGGCCAGUCCCGGGGGUGGUAAUGCUUCCUACCGGGGAUUUGAGCGAAGCAUUGAUGCACAUAUCAGCCCGUCAGCAGAUGAGCGAGCAGCGGGCUACAGCUCCUCCGACGCCGAAGCAUUUGGACAGAGCCAGCCUCUGCCGCGACAUCGAGACCGGACGAGCAUGACCCACAGCAAUCGAAGAGCUUCCCAAAUGGAGUACUCGGGAGCAGAGCAUGCAUCGUACUCGGACUUCUCAGAUUCAGCCCUGGGUGCAACAGCCCGCAUGUCAGCUCUCUCGUUAGCCUACCCAGAUGGCCGACCGUCUACGUCGAGCACGCAGCAACCUCACGUGGGCUCUGUAUACGGCUCAGCGCCGCUGCGACCUUCGAUGGGCGCCCGGAACGCUAGUCAGAUGUCCGGUAUUGGCAUCAUACUCGAUGAAAAGAAGUCAACCACCACGGUCUCUGACGAAGAGCGCAUUGUUUGCAACGGCUGGAUAUACCUCCUCAAAUCGAGAUCAGGCGUGCGACAGUGGAAGAAAGUUUGGAUGGUUCUACGGCCGAAGCAACUCGCGCUCUACAAGAACGAGGAAGAGUAUACCGCACAGCUUAUCAUACCGUUUUCUAACAUUAUCGAUGCUGUUGAAGUCGACUCCCUAUCAAAGACGAAGACCUCAUGCAUGCAAGUGCUCAGCGAGGAGAGGAACUACCGGUUCUGCGCUCUGGACGAGGAAAGCCUGACGAAAUGGCUAGGCGCGUUCAAAAGCUUACUCUCGAAACGAAAGGCAAAGGCAACGGCGACAACAUGA